Molecule: messenger RNA, 3699 nt
Organism: Lycium barbarum (goji berry)
Lineage: Eukaryota; Viridiplantae; Streptophyta; Magnoliopsida; Solanales; Solanaceae
Exons: 1
Coding region: 1-3699 (1232 amino acids)
Source: RefSeq, a predicted model, not a curated record
AUGGUAUCAAAGCCAACUGGGCUCAUUGCUUCCGCCGCCAUGGUUCCGAUUUCAGAUCUUCAGAGCUUGCAAAAUGAUGUGAAAGCCAUGCAAGUCCAACUAUCUUCAUUUGUUGAAGAUUCCGGGAAGAGGUUUGAAACAAUGGAAACAACUCAGACUCACUUUCAAUCACAGUUAGAUGAGGUCCGAGAAGCUAAUAAGAAGCUGGAUUUUAUCAUCUCCAACAUGGGAUUGGCCUCACGAGCAGGUUCUGCCCCUUGCACACCACCAACCACCAUUCAAUCUUCUCAACCUAUCAACACCAACAGCUCCUUGCAAUCUGUUCCACCGGGAACUUCUGUUUGUCCAGUGAUUCAAGAGAUUGGAGGAAUAUCAGGUAACAAAACCCCGAUUCAAAAUACCCCUUUUACUCCUUCCACUUAUCCUAUAGGCAGAGGAUUCACUUUUCCUCCUGCUCCAGUGUUCAAUAGCCCUCCAAUUUUUCAAAACCAUCCUUACACACCUACUGCUUCUCCUCUUUUACCCACACCUGUAGACCACACUGAUUCUUCUUUAAAAAAUUUGAAGCCUAAAAUUAAUUUUCCAGAAUUUGAUGGAACCAAUCCAAGGGGUUGGUUGAGGAAAUGUGAGAAAUUUUUUGAACUUUACCACAUUCCUGAACAUGAGAAGCUAAACUAUACUUCUAUUCAUGUUAGGGAUAGGGUAGAUGUGUGGUUGGAUAGUUAUAUAGUCAACAAUAGAGGAAGGAUAACAUGGGCUAAAUUUUGUGUUGAAGUCUGUAGGAGGUUUGGUAAUGUAAGGCCUCAAGAUAUUGUGGAUGAGUUUAAUAAGAUAAUGCAGGCUGGCAGUGUUGAUCAAUAUCAGGAAAAAUUUGAGAAACUCACUAGUUACAUGUCCAUUAUCAAUCCCUUGUUGAAUGAAGCUCAUUUUGUGUCCAGUUUCAUUAGUGGCUUAAGACCUGAGCUAAAACCUUUGGUGAAGUUAGCCAAUCCCUUAACCAUAAUGGAUGCAUAUGAAACUGCUAAAGUAUAUGAAGAAUCUUUUUCAGCCUUAGCCUAUCUUGUUUCCCCUCCCAGACAACCUCAAUACAACUCUUACCCCAGAAAUCCCUCAAUUACCUAUCCCAGAACCCAAACUAAUCCCAAACCACCAACUUUACCAACCCCAAACCAGCCCUUAAGAUUGACUUACCCCACUCAAAAACCAAACCCAAGAGCUGCCCUCAAACCAAACAACUUGGAGACUCUUAGAACUCAGGGACUUUGUUAUAAAUGUCAUGAGAAGUACUUCCCCGGACAUCAAUGUAAACCUAAGACCCUUCAUGCCAUGGAAGGGGUGGAAGGUGAACCAGAACCGGAAGUUGAAGAGUUUAGUGAUGUUCCAGAAACCUUGGAAGAGCCAGUGGAGGAACAAGCUGAAAUAUCAAUCAAUGCAAUACUUGGCUUGUCUAAUACUAGUAGUCCCCAUAAGACCAUCAAAAUUAUGGGAUUUGUCAAAAAGAUUCCAAUAAUUAUGCUCAUUGAUACUGGUUCCACUCAUUCAUUUGUGGAUCCUAUUGUUCUUAAGAAGCUUAACAAACAGGCACAAUUCUUGUCUAAAACAAUGAAGGUAGUGGUAGCUAAUGGACAAAUCUUAACUUGUGAUAAGAUUUGUACUGGUUUUAAUUGGAAAAUGCAGGAGGAAGGGUUCAUUUUUGACAUCAGAGUGCUAAAAAUUGGUGGUUGUGACAUGGUACUAGGAAUGGAUUGGAUUGACAUGAUUGCUCCAAUCAUUCUGAACACUAGACCCUUGAGUUUAUCAUUCUUGAAGGAAGGAAAAAUGAUCACUCUACUGGGAAUGACAAGAAAACAAAACAUAUCUCAGGUGGAUAGCAAUGAAUUAUACAAGAUGCUCAAGUCAGGCAUCUGUGAGAUUAUGGCAGAAAUGUGUAUAAUCAGUCAAGGUCAUUCCUCAGGUGGUGGGAACCAAGCAGGUUCAAAGAUAAAAGCACUGUUGACAUCUUUCACUGAUGUGUUUCAAGAACCAACUGAAUUACCUCCUGCUAGAAACUGUGAUCAUGCUAUUCAACUCACUCAAGGAGCUCAGCCUUUCAACCUAAGACCAUACAGGUAUUCCUUUGACCAAAUGAAUGCAAUUGAGGGUAUAAUACAAGAUAUGCUUAAAGCUGAGACUGUAAUGCCUAGUCAGUCCCCUUUUGCUUCACCUGCUCUAUUGGUUAAAAAGAAAGAUUCUACAUGGAGGUUGUGUGUCGAUUAUAGAAGGCUAAAUAGCAUGACUGUUAAAAACAAAUACCCUAUCCCUAUUAUCAAAGAUUUAUUGGAUGAGCUCAAUGGAGCCAAUGUUUUCUCAAAAAUUGACCUUAGGGCAGGGUACCAUCAAGUGAGAAUGAAAGUCAGUGAUGAACAUAAAACUGCUUUUAGAACUCACCAUGGUUUGUGGCAGUUUAGAGUAAUGCCUUUUGGAUUAACAAAUGCUCCUGCUACUUUUCAGUCCCUUAUGAAUGAUGUGUUUCAGUCUCAAUUAAGGAAGUUCAUACUUGUCUUUUUUGAUGAUAUUUUAAUAUAUAGUAAAAAUGAGGAGGAUCAUUUCAAACAUCUGGAAGUAGUACUGCAAGUUCUAAGGCAGCACAAGUUGUUUGCCAAACAAAGUAAAUGUGACUUUGCUCAAUCACAAAUUGAGUAUUUAGGACAUAUUAUUUCUGGAAAGGGUGUAAGUACUGAUUCCAGGAAAAUUGCUGCUAUGGUGGACUGGCCCCAACCAUCUACACUCAAAGAACUAAGAGGAUUCUUAGGAUUGACCGGCUAUUAUAGAAAGUUUAUCAAGAAUUAUGCAAUCACAAGCAGGCCUCUAACUCAGUUGUUAAAAAAAGAAGGUUUCAAAUGGGGACCUGAGGCCUCAAAAGCUUUUGAGGAACUGAAAGGAGCAAUGACAACAGCUCCUGUUCUUGCAUUACCGGAUUUCAAUAAACCAUUUGUGCUAGAAGUGGAUGCUUGUAAUAGUGGCGUGGGUACUGUACUAAUGCAAGAAAGGAGACCUUUGGCUUUCAUGAGUCAAAUGCUGAGCAAAAGGCAUAUGGGUCUGUCAACAUAUGAGAAGGAACUCAUUGCCCUUCUGAUGGCAGUGGACAGAUGGAGACAUUACCUUCACCCCAACCACUUCAUCAUCAAAACUGACCAUUUUAGUUUAAAGUUUUUGCAGGAACAAAAGAUCAAUACUUGUUUACAACAUAAAGGUUUGACAAAAUUGAUGGGGCUGAGCUAUGAAAUUCAUUACAAAAAGGGAGUGGAAAAUCUGGUUGCUGAUGCAUUAUCCAGGAGAAAUGAAACAACAGAACAAGCUCAUUUCCAUGUAAUCACUCAAGUACUACCAUGCUGGAUUGAAGAGGUCCUCAACAGUUACAAAGAGGAUCAGAAUAUCACUCAAGCCAUUACUUCCAUCAGUGUUGAUCCCAACAGCAAUCAGAAUCUCAGUCUGCAACAAGGCUUAUUGCGGUACAAGGGAAAGGUUUGGGUUGGCAACUAUGGGGAGUUAAGGCAGCAACUAGUAAGGACCAUUCACACUUCAGGAUUAGGAGGUCACUCUGGAGUAAUGGCUACUUAUCAAAGAGUGAAGGCUGUGUUUUACUGGCCAGCUAUGAUUGAAAACAUUAAGAAAAUGGUGCAAGAAUGUGAUGUGUGCCAAAUAUGUAAAGAUGAGUAG